Messenger RNA from Amaranthus tricolor (Joseph's coat), 1245 nucleotides. Its product is annotated as polygalacturonase-like. NCBI's taxonomy places the organism in Eukaryota, Viridiplantae, Streptophyta, Magnoliopsida, Caryophyllales, Amaranthaceae. Gene Ontology annotation, biological process: carbohydrate metabolic process. The transcript has 4 exons. The record is from RefSeq and is a predicted model, not a curated record. Gene Ontology annotation, molecular function: polygalacturonase activity. The coding region runs from base 1 to 1245 and encodes 414 amino acids.
AUGUCUCCUAGUAAACUAAUUUUAGUCUUCUUCACUUAUUUAUUUUGUAUUUGUCCUUCUUUAUCAUACGAAACAAUCCCUCAUCGUUUCAAAUCUUUACCAUCGUUUUUAUCAUCUUCAUCACUGUCAUCGUCAAUUCAAAACUUUAACGUACGAUAUUUUGGUGCAAGAAAUGAUGGUAAGACGGACGCUACGAAAGCGUUCCUCAAUGCAUGGGAUUCAGCAUGUAAUUCAAGGGUUCCAUCUAUAAUUUACGUACCCAAAGGAAAUUAUUUGUUAGGACCAUUAAAAUUUGAAGGAAUAAGUUGUAGGAGCCCAAUUAUGUUUCAAAUCGAUGGAACCCUAAUUGCUGAUCUAAAUAUUGUCUCUAGAUAUCAGACGUGGAUUAUCUUUCAUGAGGUUCAUGGUCUUACUAUUAAGGGUGGUGUCCUUAAUGCUAAGGGGAUAGACUUGUGGAAUUGCAAGGCAGCUCAUCAAAACUGUCCCAAAGGAGCUACGUCAUUGAGUUUUGAUAAUUCACAAAACAUAAUAGUUGAUGGAUUGACAUCAGUGGACAGCCAAAUGUACCAUAUAACCUUGAAUGCAUGCCAAAGAACAACAAUACAAAGGAUAACAAUUUUAGCAGAUGGUAAUAGCCCUAAUACUGAUGGUAUCCACAUUGAGAGAUCUACUGGAAUUCAAAUCUUGAAUUCUUCUAUUAAAACUGGUGAUGAUUGCAUCUCUAUUGGUCUUAAUAAUCAACAUAUUUGGAUUGAAGGAGUAUCUUGUGGACCCGGUCAUGGUAUUAGCAUUGGGAGCCUUGGGCGUGAAUCAGAUGAAGGUGUAGUAGUUGAAGACGUAACAGUAAAAUCAGUGACAUUCAAAGGGACAGAAAAUGGGUUUAGGAUUAAAACAUUUUCAACUCCAAUUAGAGGAAAAGUGAAAAAUAUAAAUUUUAUUGGAGCAUACAUGGAUAAUGUACUAAUUCCAAUUAUUAUUGAUCAAAAUUACUGCCCACAUAAUACUUGUCCUUCUGGUCAGGGAUCAGGCAUACAAAUCUCUAACGUUGUAUUCAGCAGCAUUCAUGGUACAUCAGCUUCAGAUAAGGCUUUGACCUUAGAUUGCAGCAGCAGAUUUCCCUGUGUAGGGUUGACUUUGCACAACAUUAACCUUAAUUAUCAAUCCAACAUUCCAAAAUGUCAACAUCAAAAUGCCUUUGGCAAAAUCUUAGGUUAUAUGCAACCUCCUCAUUGCCUCAUACAAUAA